UUCAGCGGCGCUGGCGGCUCUGUACGCGCGCCAGGGGAUGGGUUCCAAGGCCAAGAAGCGAGUGGUGCUGCCCACGCGCCCGGCGCCCCCCACGGUGGAGCAGAUCCUGGAGGACGUGCGGGGUGCGCCCUCCGACGACCCCGUUUUCGCCGCGCUGGCCCUGGAAGACUCCCUAGGCCUCUCCGGGAGGGCGGAGGACACGGAGGCCCAGCGGGAACAGCUCUACCAGCAGAGCCGAGCCUACGUCACCAUGAAUCAGCGGCUGCAGCAGGCGGGCGCUGGGCUGAAGCAGAAGUGUGAGGAGCUGUGGCGAGCUGGUGAGGAGCUGGAACGUGACGUCAGCCAGAUGAAGCAAGUGGCGCUGCCGGGAGCCAUGGCUGCCUCCUUGGGCUGAGCGGUCCGCUUGCUUGCCUGCCCUGGGCAGGGCGCCCCCCGGCUCCCCGUGACACCUGACCUGGCACAGCUUAGGCCUCCGGGUCCCAUGGUCCGGGCGUGCCCGGUACCCAGAGAGCCCCCGGGACACAGCCGGGCACGGGCGCCUCUCUGGGGGUCAGGCCUGGGACCUGGUGUGGAUGCUGCUCACCCCGGGGCCGUGAAUCCCAGACGGGACUUCACGUGGGGUUCCCAGCACCCGAGGGCCAGGCCGUCCACCCUCCUCUCCUUCCCUCUGAGGACCCCGCUUCCCCGCAUCGUCCCCAAUAGACUGAGCUGGUGGGACCCACUCUGCUGCCUCUGUCCAUCUCUGCCUGAACUGCAGGGCCCCUGAGAUUCCCGAGGAGGCGGGGGUUCUGUUCCCUCCACCACAGUGGCUGUGGCUACGAGAGGAGCUUUGCCCGGCAGGGCCCAGAUGUGAGAUGGGGCCUCUGGCGGGUGCCGCCCCUGAGGACCCCGAGCACCCUGACCUAAGGUGUGGGCGCUCCCACAGGGCAGGUUCACAGUCGGGGUGCGGGGCCGGCCUGGGAGCUGUGGGACUGCAUCACACGGGGCUCCUGGCCGGGCUCCGUGAGGACAAGCUGGCCCAUCUCCCACACGAGCCCUUGUUGGCUGCCUCCAUCCUGGCAAGCUUCACCUGUGGGUGGGUGUGGGGGCCGUGGAACAGAAACACAUCUUGAAAAGGGCUUUUCACCCUAGAAGGCAGACUUUCAGAAGACCAGGGCAACAGUGGCUGCAAGAGGCAUCACAGAAGCGAGGCUGCUUGGGGGUAUCCCCACUGAGCCCCUCA
This is a messenger RNA of Neomonachus schauinslandi (Hawaiian monk seal), 1222 nucleotides long. It is a transcript of the gene C1H19orf25, whose product is annotated as chromosome 1 C19orf25 homolog. The transcript is spliced from 3 exons. The coding region runs from base 38 to 394 and encodes 118 amino acids. The record is from RefSeq and is a predicted model, not a curated record. Lineage: Eukaryota; Metazoa; Chordata; Mammalia; Carnivora; Phocidae.